GAGGAAAGAAGAAGAGGAGGAGGGGGAGGAGGAAGAGGGCUCAGCCGAAUGGCAGCUUUUACGCAUAGGCUCAUCUCACCUGCACUUGAACGCAACACAAGUCGCCCCUCUCGCUCCGCGAGCCUGCAAAGUCAAAGGUUCCCCCAACCCGGUCGGGGUUUUGCUCGGUUUUGACGCGCAUGGAUCCCCACCAGCAGCAUCCCCACCCGUGGGCCCUCGCAGGCUCUCCGGGGGCCCAACGCGCGGAUUUGUGUCAGUAAGUGAUUUGUCACCCUCGUGCCGGGUACGCGUAAAAUGGAAUACGCUGUCUCUUAGCCCCUUUUGGACGCAAACGAUGGCACCAUUUGGGUCGUUUUACGCAGUGGAUCUAUUGUUAUUAUCAUCAUUGUGGGCCAUCAUGGAUGCUUGAAAGCAAGCAGACUGCAACGAAUAUAGAAAAAAAAAAACUUUUGUGCUUGGUAUUAAGAUAAGACUAAAACAAUGGAGCACACUGGCAUUGAGGAGGUGAACCAAACUCACCAGCAGCAACAGCAGCAGCAGCACGAACCCAUCAGUUUCGGCAUCGACCAGAUCCUCAACAGCUCGGAGCAGUCCCAGGGCGGAUGCAUGCUGCCCAACCGGACCGGAGAGCCCGAGUACGCCGCGCUGGCCGCCGCCUCCAACGCCGUCUACGGCAACGGCUACGGUGGUGUUUACAACCCGGCGUGUUCCAUGGGCCUGGCCGGCUCCUACAAUGUCAACAUGAACAUGAACGUCAGUAUGAACAUGAACGUCAACGUCAACUCGGCGGCGGGGGCGGCAGGGGCGGGGGCCGGCGGGGUGAUCCGGGUGCCUGCGCACAGGCCCAUGCCGCCGCCACCGCCCCCGCCGCCCAACUCGGCUGCCGGCGGAGCCCACCAGACACCGCCCGGGCUCGGCAUGGGGCCCAUGGGUAAUACCAAUUUUACCUUCCCCUGGAUGGAAAACAGUAGGAGGUUUGCCAAGGACAGACUAACAGGGGAGCAGGCAGAGGAGAGCCGAGCACGAGAGGCCGUGGGGGGGCCGGGAAACGGGGCUGCAGCAGCCGGGCCCCUCUGCCCUCUCCCCAAGGGGGACAUCGGCAGGGUCCCUGUCUGGAGCACGGUGGAGACCUUAGCUAAAUGCUAUUACCCUGAGCUCGCGCACCUGCGAGACGGCAAUGGCCUCCUUGCAGACUAUUCUUUCCCAAAGGGGGCUUGCCCAGCUGCCCUGUCGCCCUUCUCCGUGACCCGUCGCAUUGGCCACCCAUACCAGAACCGCACGCCACCCAAGAGGAAAAAGCCCCGCACGUCCUUCAGCCGGGUACAAAUCUGCGAGCUGGAGAAACGCUUCCACCGGCAGAAGUACCUGGCGUCGGCCGAACGCGCCACCCUGGCCAAGGCCCUCAAGAUGACAGACGCUCAAGUCAAGACGUGGUUUCAGAACAGGCGGACAAAAUGGCGGAGACAGACGGCGGAGGAACGGGAGGCCGAGAGGCAGCAGGCCAACCGGCUCAUGCUUCAGCUCCAGCAGGAAGCCUUCCAGAAGACCCUGAGCCAGCCCCUGCAGCCCGAUCCGCUCUGCCUGCACAACUCUUCCCUGUACGCCUUGCAGAACCUGCAGCCCUGGGCGGAUGACAAUAAGGUGACGUCCGUCACCUCCGUGGCAUCUGUCUUGUGAAUGUGUGCGCACGCGAGUGUGUCUGGGUAGGGAUUCUGCGACGUAGAAACCAAUGACUCACGACUGACAAAGAGUUCAGGAUAUUGGGCUUUUCAGUAAUGGCCUUUAUAUAUUCCUAACUUUUUGUGAGUAGUCUGUGUGUGGAGUCCUUUUCCUGCCUUACACCACAUUUCC
Molecule: messenger RNA, 1851 nt
Organism: Syngnathus acus (greater pipefish)
Lineage: Eukaryota; Metazoa; Chordata; Actinopteri; Syngnathiformes; Syngnathidae
Gene: tlx2
Product: T cell leukemia homeobox 2
Exons: 5
Coding region: 481-1677 (398 amino acids)
Biological process (GO): regulation of transcription by RNA polymerase II; animal organ development
Cellular component (GO): nucleus
Molecular function (GO): RNA polymerase II cis-regulatory region sequence-specific DNA binding; DNA-binding transcription factor activity, RNA polymerase II-specific
Source: RefSeq, a predicted model, not a curated record